UCUACAUGUGUUUUUAUGAUAGGAAAGAGGAAAAUAGGCCUAAAUCUUACAAGACGUGAAUUCGAGUCUGGCGGGAGCCAUAAUAUUGAUCACAGCCUCGUGGGAGAGUUGCCACUCCUACAGUGCCACAUUACGCAGUGCCACGGUCCUUUAUAUCCCCUCAGGUACCGCCACAAGUCCAGUAAGUUGUGGAAGAAGACAAUGGCAAAGGUGAAGGUAGUAAAGGUGGAAGAAACAGGGAAAGAUGUGGGGACCAAGGCAUCUGAUAAAAAGAACAAGAAUGAAAAGAAGAUUCUCAAAGUGAUAAGUAAAAGAAAUGGCACUGAUAAUGCCAGUGUUCCCAAAAAGAAGAAAAGGAAUAGGGGAAAGAAGAAUAAGUCAAAUACUAAUGGAAUUGAAGCUUCCCCUGAGACCAAGAAUGGAGAAUCUUCACCUACAAUUGAUGAGGAAAACAGUGAACCAACUAAUGAUAUUUCCUCAAGUUCAGUGGAGAAGCCUAUGAAGGAGGAACCAGCAACCACAACCUCAGAAACUCCAGAGGCAGCUACAAAGACUACAGAAUCUGGGGAGAGUGAGGGACCAAACACAGAGGGUAAAAAGAAAAGGAAGAGGAAGAACAAGAGGAAAGCUUCAGAAGCCUUAGAAGGAGCCUCUGAAAGCACAGAUAAUAAGGAAGAUGGUUCAGAAGACACAGCAGAGGGGGCAAAGGGAAUUAAAAGAAUGAAGGUGGAGGAGGAAAAAGAUGAUGCUGAAGAGGAAAAGCCCAAAAAGAAGACAAAAAAAAUGAAGGCUGAGAAGAAAGGGGAAGAUGAUGCUGAAGGUCAAUCUGCAUCAAAGGAAAAGAAGCAACAGCAAGAGAAAAAAUAUGUCCUCUUCAUGGGCAAUCUUCCUUUUGAGCUCACCGAGGAGGAGGUCCGGGAGCAUUUCAAGAUAGUGGCGGACAACAUUGUGCGAGUCACGCUUCUCAACCGCAAGAAGAGUGGCAAGAGCAAGGGUUAUGGCUUCAUUGAACUCAAAGAUGCAGAUUCCUAUAAUAAAAGUCUCAAGCUCAACAAUUCUCAGCUCAAGAACCGCAAGAUUCAUGUGCAAUUCACCACACCAGGCAAGAAAACCAAGGCACGUAAAGCUCUCAUAAAGAAUAAAACAAAGAAACUUCUUGGCCAGAAGAAAGGAAAGAAGAUUAAGAAGGAAGGGGGUAGAAAACACUGAUCAGUGCAAUACAUACAAUGCUGCCUUCUAAAUAUAGUUGGAGGUGAUCA
This is a messenger RNA of Portunus trituberculatus (swimming crab), 1259 nucleotides long. Its product is annotated as nucleolin 1-like. The transcript has 6 exons. Gene Ontology annotation, molecular function: RNA binding. NCBI's taxonomy places the organism in Eukaryota, Metazoa, Arthropoda, Malacostraca, Decapoda, Portunidae. Bases 16 to 1209 code for a protein of 397 amino acids. The record is from RefSeq and is a predicted model, not a curated record.